Messenger RNA from Thlaspi arvense, 840 nucleotides. The record is from the annotation of a GenBank genome assembly. NCBI's taxonomy places the organism in Eukaryota, Viridiplantae, Streptophyta, Magnoliopsida, Brassicales, Brassicaceae.
AAUCUUGAAUGCAUGUCACGUAACUCUCUUCUCCUUCUCUAUUAAGAAAGCCACUUUCUUCUUCUCUCCCUAUAUAUAUAUAUAUACACACACACACACACACACUUAUAUGGAUAUACAUGCAUAUAAAUUACAUAUUUAUACACAUUUGAUCAUAUAUUAAGACAUAUUUUUUUGGCGAAAAGAGGAGAAUGGGUGCAUUCGAUUAUAUCUCUAGCUUUUGUUCAUAUACAUACUCUAAUGCAAAAACCAAGCGUAAGCCAUUGCAGACAGUGGAUAUCAAGGUGAAAAUGGACUGUGAUGGUUGCGAAAGAAGAGUUAAAAACGUGGUUCGUCGCAUGAAAGGCGUGAAAUCGGUGGAGGUGAACCGGAAACAAAGCCGGAUAACGGUCAACGGGCAUGUGGAUCCAAACAAGGUGUUGAAGAGAGUGAAGAGCACAGGGAAAAAGGCAGAGUUUUGGCCUUACAUACCUCAGCAUAUGGUCUAUUACCCUUUUGCUCCUGGCAUGUACGACAAACGCGCACCCGCAGGCCACAUCCGCAAUCCCACACAAGCGUUUCCAGCCGCAAACACACCUGGUGAAAACUACGUUUCCCUCUUCAGCGACGACAACGUCCAAGGCGCUUGUUCCAUCAUGUGAAUUAUGAGAAGAAAGAUAAUGUCUUUGUGUUUUUGUAUACUUUUGCUACUUUCAUUCUCAUACGAAAUCAAAAGGUAAGGUAAAGACUAUGUAAUAAAUAACAGAGACCAUUUUCAACGGAAUCAAAUAAAACAAUACAAUGUAGAUAGUGUUAUAUAAAAUUGUGUACGUUUUGUAGAUGAUUAUAUUUAGAAUACGG